AUGAAGUCUGCUAUUGCUGCUAUUCCUUUCCUCCUCAUGGGAUCCUCCAUGGCCGCUCCUCUUGAGAAGCGCGCCUGUCCCAACAUCCACGUCUUCGGUGCUCGUGAAACCACCGCACCUGCUGGUUAUGGAUCCGCCGGCACUGUUGUCAACCUCAUCUUGAACGCACACCCCGGCGCCACGUCCGAAGUCAUCAACUACCCAGCUGCUGGAGGCAACAGCUAUGCUUCCUCUGUCCAGGCUGGAGUCAAGGCUGUCACCAACCAGAUCAACAGCUUCGCUGCUUCUUGCCCCAACACUCAAUUGGUCUACGUUGGUUACAGCCAGGGAGCCCAGAUUGGUGAUGACGCUAUCUGCGGUGGUGGUGACCCCAACCAGGGCAUUUCCAGCACUGCUGCUCCUAUCUCAGCUGCUAUCGGCAACAAAAUCAAGGCUAUCAUCUUCAUGGGCGACCCCAGAAACAUCCCUGGUGGCCCUUACUCCGUCGGCACCGCCAAGAACCCUGGUUUCGACCCAAGACCUUCGGGCUACACUUGCUCUGCGUAUGCAAGCAGAAUCCAGUCUUACUGCGACUCUGCCGACCCUUACUGCUCGAACGGAAACAACCCCAACGUCCACCAAGGCUAUGGUCAGGAGUACGGUCAGGCUGCUCUCAAGUUCGUCAACAGCAAGCUUUCCUAA
Messenger RNA from Aureobasidium melanogenum CBS 110374, 681 nucleotides. Its product is annotated as acetylxylan esterase precursor. NCBI's taxonomy places the organism in Eukaryota, Fungi, Ascomycota, Dothideomycetes, Dothideales, Saccotheciaceae. Bases 1 to 681 code for a protein of 226 amino acids. The transcript has 2 exons. The record is from RefSeq and is a predicted model, not a curated record. Gene Ontology annotation, molecular function: hydrolase activity.